CAAGAUGGAAGCAGUGUCAAGAGAGAUGACUAUUGUGUAUCCUGUCUGAGCAGAAUGUACUUCAAGUAAUGUGAUGUUUUAUUCCAUUUUAAAAUGUACAUAGAUGGCCUAAUGGGAAUUAAACUGCACACUCUUUAAUGUCAUCAUUAGUCUUCUCUGUAGCAGCACUUAACGUUAUACACCCCAAAAUAAAAGGAGAAAGCAUUUCACUGCCUGACAGAACCUAAGAUAUACAUUUGAUUGACAACAGGAUAUUUUAAAAGAAACAUGCAUAAAGUACUUGUAUUUAAUUGUUAAUAGAUGAAGCAGCAGAGGAGGUGGAGGGAGUUAAAUGAUCUUAAAGCAGGUAGUAGUGUAGCAGCCAGGAUGCUCAGCAUUAGUGUGUGCAGACAGACUGAGCCUCGUCUUCGACGUGAGUCGUGGACGGUGUAUGUGAGGGCGGGAUCUUCACACGUGAAGGAUCCAAACUAUAUAAAAGAGCCAAACGUUUCGAGAUGCUUCCUCAUCACUGAGCCGUGUCUGUGAUACAGAACAAAAUAUAAGAAGAAAAAGGAGGUCAUCACUUUAUACACUCUCUUUAAUGUCACAGUUUUGAGCAUCAUGAGGAUCCAGUUUGUCUGUUUGCUGCUGGUGCUGCUCUCUGCCACUGUGCUCUCUAAGAAUAAAAACAUCAAAUAUCGAUACAACAAGUUCAUAAACCAGCACAUCAUUGCAGAGAUGGAGGUCUGUAGCUGUGAUUCUGUGAUGAGAACAAGAAAAAUCGAGCGUAAGCAGAUCAACACCUUCAUCAUAUCCGACAUCCCAGCCGUGAGAUCCAUCUGUGUGGGUAACGGAGAGCCUGAUGGUAACCUGACCAAAAGCAUCAAACGCUUUAACAUUGUCGUCUGUAAACUGAGAAAAUGUAUUUACUUCGGUGAAAUAAAAGAAAAAAAGAAAGUCAUAAUAAAAUGUGAAGGAGGCUUUCCUGUGCACUAUGGUAGAGACAUUGAUCACUGUGAGAACUGA
Messenger RNA from Cottoperca gobio, 1005 nucleotides. RefSeq names its product ribonuclease-like 3. Gene Ontology annotation, molecular function: RNA nuclease activity; nucleic acid binding. NCBI's taxonomy places the organism in Eukaryota, Metazoa, Chordata, Actinopteri, Perciformes, Bovichtidae. The coding region runs from base 601 to 1005 and encodes 134 amino acids. The transcript is spliced from 3 exons. Gene Ontology annotation, biological process: angiogenesis; defense response to Gram-positive bacterium; defense response to Gram-negative bacterium. The record is from RefSeq and is a predicted model, not a curated record.